Limulus polyphemus (Atlantic horseshoe crab) is the source of this 1588-nucleotide messenger RNA. RefSeq lists its product as uncharacterized. The record is from RefSeq and is a predicted model, not a curated record. Lineage: Eukaryota; Metazoa; Arthropoda; Merostomata; Xiphosura; Limulidae. The coding region runs from base 288 to 950 and encodes 220 amino acids. The transcript is spliced from 2 exons.
CCUGUCGCAUUGGGCGGAGUAACUAACGUACACUAUGAAUAUGAGUGCGCCUCUUUCCAACAUGGUGUAUACUAUAUUAUUCAUAGUGUUACUGUUACGUAGUAGUGGUAGAUACUGAAUAUAAAAUUGUUAGCUGCCGACUACCUGAGGAUUGAAGUUGUCAUCUAAACACAAAAAUUAUUUUUUGAAGAUGAGACCAGAGAAUAUUGGGUUUGUUGUAUUUCCUGCAUGUUAUUCGUUUCUUGUCUGAAUUUACACCUUGUGAGCCACCACACAAGUAUAAAAAAAUGAAUUUGUUGAAGAUGAGACGAAAACGAGUUGGAUUUCUAUUAUUAAUUACGAUAAUCGUGCUCUUCAUCAUUUAUUCAACACAGAAAUCUUAUAAAGAAGAAGACUGUACAGUAUCUGAAGGUGUUCAGGCAAAGUUGCAAGACUUGACAAAAAAAGUCAUUGAAGUUUUAAAUAUUUUAAAGCUUACUAAUUUUCUUUGUUAUACCAGUCUUUGGGGUGCAUUAAAAUAUAAUGGUCCCAUGCCAUGGCAAAGCAAGCUAGAACUUUGUCUUCUGAAUGAAGAAGUCCUAAAAAUAGAAGAAGCUUAUUUCAUCAAGUCUUUUAAACAGCAUGGCUUGAUUUUGAGUUAUGACAGUGGUAAUGGGGUUUAUCACGUAACAAAUGUUGAUGAUAAUAGUUGUGAAGCUUUGCUUAUUGUGUUCGAAGAAGAUUCUAUAACUCAUCAGAUUCGUAGAGUCGGGUGGAAGAACCGACUUUUGCCACCGGAUUCUUGUGAAGCUCUACACUGUUUUCCACCACAUCUGGUGUCUCUUCCUCUUCCUACACACAACUUCAUGAAGAUGAAGCUCCCUGUACCACGAGAAGAGAUUGAAAUCCAAAAAUAUUUGUUCCCUAACAGUUGGUGGAGAGAAGUUGAACCCCCCAUAUGUAAAAGUUAAUUAUUACAGUCAGAAAUGACCUUAGACUGAGAUUGUAAACUUAGCAUUAUUUAGAGCAGUAACCAAGUGUUUUACACCAUCUGUGUGGUUUAAAUGUUGAUUAGCCGUAGUGAAGUUUGGAAUGCCUUUUUUCUUAAAUACCUUCAGAGCUAGAAGAUAUGGAAAUGUUGCUCAUUCUUUUUGAAAGAAAUUAAUAGUUUAGAAAGCACACACUUUUCUAUGUAAUAAGGCUCUUAGAAAUGAAUAACAUAAAAAUAGUAUUAUAUUAUUGCAUCAGGAUUUUAAAGUUUAAAGAUAAUAUGAAAUAACUGCAUACAGUCUGUUUAAACCAGCUUUUAUUAUUCUAACUUGUACUUAUGAAAAAGUUAAAAUUUGCAUGUAGAUAGUAAGAUAAUCAUGCCUAAUUAUAGAACAUAUUUAUUUCUAUUCAGAUUUUGUUUUUAUAAAACGUGUGUACAAUAUAAAAUGUUUCUUAAAUUUAUGGUAAACUUAGAUAAUCUCGGGUGAUAAUAUUCACGGGUAAUUCAAUCAUUGUAUGAUAAGAUUUGUCAUAUUUUAAUUUCUGGUAUGCUGUAACAUUAUGGUUUGGUUGCAGUGAUACAUGUGUAAUCCAAUAAAACACUCUGUUGAAUUUUGCA